This is a messenger RNA of Phyllopteryx taeniolatus (common seadragon), 4935 nucleotides long. RefSeq names its product centrosomal protein 135 (gene cep135). The transcript has 25 exons. NCBI's taxonomy places the organism in Eukaryota, Metazoa, Chordata, Actinopteri, Syngnathiformes, Syngnathidae. Bases 221 to 3658 code for a protein of 1145 amino acids. The record is from RefSeq and is a predicted model, not a curated record.
GCCCCCUUCUUUGUUUCCUUACCUCCAUGGUGACGAAUGCAAACCUGAGGUCAUCGGCGCUAUUUUCAAACUUUCUCUUUCGGCAUUUGCUUUUAAUAUAAUAUUUAUUGAUAUAGCAUUUGCUCCUAUAAUGGUUCGGUUGCCACGGUCGCGUCCAUUUAUGUGGUGCUAAAUUGUCGUAGCUGUCAGACAAAAGUGCUUCCUUCCGCCUAAAGGAGUCAUGGAGAGCAUCGCGGAGAGGAAAUUCGUCAACUUGAGGAGGCGUCUGGACCAGCUGGGCUACAUGUAUCCUUUGGGGAUUGAAAACCUGCCGCUCGUCGAGAAGCUUUUUAGCGAUCUGGUCCACACGACCGAAAGCCUGCGCAAUGCAAAACUUUCAGCAAAGUCAGAGAAAGAGAGCCAAAACUGUGACGUCCUCCUGGAGCCCUACAGGGCAGAUAAUGCAAGGCUGGUCAAGGAGAACAACCAGCUUCACCUUGCGCUCCUCAAGGCGAAGGAGGAGAUGGACCAUAUCACCAGAGAGCUGAAAACCCGCAUCAGAAAACUGGACCAUGACGCGUGCGACCUGAAGUUCCUGAACAAUCAGUACGCGCACAAGGUCCGCUGCCUGGAGAAGGACGGCAGAGCCAAAGCCGAGCGCAUCCUGCAGCUGCAGGAGAAGAACUUACAAGCAGUGGUGCAGACCCCAGGUGGGAAAAAGCGCAGCAUCGCUUUCCGACGUCAGAGAUUGCAGAUUGACGAGCUGAUCCCUCCUCCCGAGACAUCCGGAUAUCCCGUGGCCCAGCCUGACGAUCCGUAUAUAGCAGAUCUCCUGCAACUGGCUGAUAACAGGAUUCUUGAGCUGCAGGAUGAAAUCACAAAAGUUCAAUCUGAGCUGGACAAUACCCACGAAUGUAUUCAACUCUUAAAUACUCAAAUUGGCGAGAGGGACAAAGAGAUUGAGCGUCUGAACCGUGCGCUUCAUGGAGGGCGACCUCGUGAUGUCGUCUCUUUGGAGGCUCAGAACGUCAGCAAUGAGAAACUGAUCGCUCAACUCAACCUUCAGGUCGAGUACCUCCAAGAGAGCAACAAAACACUGGAGCAGGAGGUGGAGGGACUGCAGCACAAGUCCUCCAACGAAGUGGCCGACCUCUCCUUGAAGAACUUUGAACUGUGUCAGGAACUCACACACAUCGACGGCCUGGCCCAGCGGAUGGAGAUGGAUAAGGAGCGAGUGCUGGAAAUGGCCGACGUGGAGUUGCGAGAUAAUAAAGAAGUCAUUCGAAGUCAACAAGAAGUCAUUGAAGAAUUGGAGGAGAAUCUUAAAAAAAUAACAGCAGAACUUUCUGAGCGGGACUUUGACAAAGGCUCUUUUGAAGAGCAGCUGCUGGAACUCCGAAGGCAGAACGAGAAAUUGGAGGGAACGCUGGAAGUUCUGGAGGCGGAGAAAAGCAGAUUGCAGGACAAAGUUGAGAAGAUGAUGUCUGCAGACAAAGACAUGGUGCUGGAGCUGGAGGCUAUGCGAGCCAAACACGGCGUCUGCGGAAGGGAACGCUCGCCGUCGCGCCUGGACGCCUUCGUUAAGAGUCUGGAGGAGGAGCGGGAGCGCUAUCGCCAGGAAGCCGAACGCAGCAGACGAGUCCGAGCAAGCGGCAGCCCCGUUCGUAGUCCGGUCCGGAGCAGGAGUCCUGGAGGCAAUGUAGUCAGGGGAGGCGUCGCCGAGGCCGACAUGCUCGCUUUGGUGAAGGAGCGAGACGAGCUGAAGGCGGUUCUGCAGGAAGUGGAGGAGCAUACCGAGGACAUCCAGACCAACGUGAAAGCCCUCAGCGCUGAGAGAGACCACUUCAAAGCCAUGUUUUACCAGGCGCAAGAGCAGCUGCAGGACGCCUGGCAAAGCUCGAGCUCAUCGGAUGACGUCUUGAACCUGAAAGAGGAGCUCAGGCUUGCAGAAAGUAAAAUUCUGCAGGUUAGGGCAGAAAGGGACUUAUUGAUGGAGGAAUUUAAGGUUGGCCAGACUUCCGCUCUCCCAAAUGGACAUGGGCAGGAACAGAGGAUUCUUGACAUGCAGAAUGGCAUUCACCACGUGGAACAGGAGAACUUGGAGCUGCGCUCACAGCUCUUUGCGCUGAAGGACAGCAAGCGGGACAUGGAGCAGAAGCUGGACGUUCAGUCGAGCGCUCUGCUUCAAAACGCAGAGGAGGCGGCGCAAUACAGGAAAGCAUCUUUGGCUCUGAGGCUGCAGCAGGAGCAGAUGCAGCAGGAGCUCUCCGACCUCCAACACAAGCUGUCUGUAAAGACCACCGAGCUGCGUGCCGCUCGAGAACAGACGGAAAUACAGAACGAGACAAUGGGGGUGCUGCGUCAGCAGGUGUCCAAGCACAAGCAGGAGGCCGAGGUUCUUCGGAUCUCCUUCUCUGCGCUGGAUAAGGAGAAGGACGGUCUACUGGAUGAGGUGGAUCAGAAGACGGAGAAGAUGGUUGUCCUUCAGGAGGAACUUGAAAACAAGGCAAAGACCCUUGAAGAUGUGAGGCUCGCGGUCACCGCAAUGGACAAAUCUAUGUGUCAACUGCAGGGAGCGCUCAACAGCCGUGAGAGGGAGCUGGCCAGUCUGAGGAAACAGUUAGACGACGCUCAGAUGGAGCUCGCGGGACUGCGGAAAACCAGAGAGAUCACAGCCAGGGAGAAGAGGAAUCUUCAGGACGACCUGACCACCAUGACCAGGGAGAACCAAGCGGUCCAUGCGGAGAUGGGGGAGGCCUUACGCGAGCGCGACGAGCUGAAACUGAGAGUGCAUUCUUACAUCGCCACAGUGGCCAGGGUUGAGAACCUGUUGAAGACAAAGGAUCAGGAGAACCUGGACCUGCUAGCGCGCUUCCGCACAGCCCUCUCGGACGUGCAGGAGCGCGAGCACCGGCUGCAGCAGUUCGAGGAGCUCAAGAACUCCGUCCGCCUGGACCUCCUCUCGUCCGACACGGAACGCCGGCACCUGCUCGAAGCCGUCGGCCACCAGAAGCGCGAGAUUCAGCAGCAUGUGCAAGCCCUGCAAGCAUACGAGGACAAAGUGUCGUCGCUGGCCCGAGCCAUGGCCCGACUCGAGGAGGAGCUGCGAAGGGUCCAGGAGGAGAAUGCGUCGCUCGUCUCCGACUUGGCCACCGUCAGGGAGUUAUGCGUCAAGCUAGAAUCGGCCAAGGAUCUCACUGCGCGACACGUUACGUCCAAAAGCAUGGAGCUCGAGAGGGUGGAAGGAGAGCUGGAGGACGUGCGCUCUGUAGCGGAGCUGCUGAAAAAGCAGCUGGCCAGCGAGCGAGUGACAGUCCGCAACCUGGAGACGCUGCUGUCCACCAAUCGCCAGAAGGACAUCCAGACGCACCUGACGGCCAGCGAGAAGGAGUCUGAGCUCAAGGUCCUGCGCGACAGGCUCACCCUGGCCGACAACAAGAACGCCGAGCACGCCAGGGACGUGUCCAACCUCCGCACGAAGGUCUCUAAGCUGCAGGCAGAGAUGGACGUCCUCAACAGACAGUUGACAUCAGAGCGCUUCCAGAACGAGAGGACCAUGCAGGAGAUGCGCCGGCUAGGCGUGUCCAUCUCGCCUCUGCGGAGCUCGUCGUCGCUCAACGUCACGACGACUUCGCAGAGCACGUCCAACAACAGCUCCGCUGACAAGUCGGACAAUUAAUUCAGCAUUCUUUUCUUCUAUGCACACGACAUACAGGAAUGUCCUGACUUGUGAGUUUUCCUCGGUACAAGCCAUCACUUGGUUGGAUUUUUUUUAUUUUUUAUUUUUUUUCCCCUACAUAUAUUUGUUUGCAUUCAAAGCACUUUCAGCCGUCGAUUGAACGGGAAAAACAGUCAAGUACAAAAUGAGAACACUCGCAAGGAGCUGCUGUAGCACACUCACAUGCAGACCAACUGGCCAUCCCGACGUCACGCACUAGGCCACGCCCCUUAAAGGGACACAUCCAACGCACAAAUACUCGAGUAUGUACAGGAAUGAAACUUUAUUAAAGUAGUUUGUCUUUACAGUUUUAUGUUUUUAUACAAGGGUGCUAUUUUUCUUUAUUAAAACAUAACCAAAAAUGCUUUGUAUUUUGGGGGCAUGGAACAGAUUAAUAGCAUUUUUAUUAGUUCCAACUUAUUCGUAUAAGUUGAGUUACAAGCUUCCUCUGCGAGCGAAUUAAACUUGUUAGUCAAGGUACCACUGUACAUAUUCAAGUGUUUCUCAAUAAUAUUUUUCUGUAAAAAGAUUUAUUUCAGUAGUUCAAUUUCAAAGUUGAAUCUUCAUUUACUGUUUCCACUACACACACAGCGGUAGUUAAUGAUUUUUUUUAAAUAUUAUUUUGCUUACAGCUAAUGAAAAUUUACAAUCUCAAAUUGAAAUAUUAAUAAUUUAUAUAGUGCCUUUCAAAACUCUUACAAAGUGCAUCACAUUAUAGCAACCAAUUAAUUUAUAUCGUACCUUUCAAAACAGUUACAAAGUGCUUCACAGUACAACAACCUAUGAGCAAUAAUACUGUGCAACUAUUGUCUACCUUAAUAUUUAAUAGAAUAAAAUUGCACAUGAAAAUGACAAAGUAAACAAAAUAAGAUAGAAUAUCAACGAUAGAGAUUGCAAAAAGGCCAAACAAGAAGAAAUGAUUUUUAUUAUUCAAAAAGUAUUUACUGACGAUACAAUAUUUAUUUGAACUACUUAAAUAAACGUUUCUACCUUAUUGUAAUUUAUUGAGGUACACAAAAAAGCAAAAGUAAAUAUAAAUAUUUGUUUGUUUGUUGUAUUUGUUGUAAUGCUUUCCAUAAAUGAAAUCCCUGUAAAAUCGCCCUGCCAGCAUUUGCCAACUUGUAUUUAACCAAAGAAUUAUACUUGAAUUGUACAUGUACAUCUUGGACUUUUGUUUUCUGUAAAAAUGUUUACCUCCAUCCUUUUUUCCCUUGUGUUAUAAAUGUAUAUAUACCUUU